CACGUUAUUCUUAAACUUAAACGCGUUAUCUCUUGGUCACGGAUUAAUUUCAGCUUGAUGACACAACGCAGCAGCAGCACGAUUCGCAUUGAUUCACAGCGCGAUAUGGUAGGGGCCGUCCAUCGCCGAGCGAUUCGAUCUCUCUCUCUUUCUACUCAUAUACAAUUAUGGUCAUUGAAGAAGAUCAUGUAAAAUUUCAACGAUCAGUCUAAUUAAACCGCGAGAAUAUCGGAUACUCGAUCGGCCUGAAAAGGAAGCAUCUCUACACUUGCUUUCAAAUCAACACAGUUUUAUUGUUUUUAAGGAGAAGAAUAAGAAGAAGAAGAAAAGAGACUCCAACAAAGUGACCAAAUAUGACUAGCUUAUUCAAGGGGUCGCCAUAUCGGCGGCGCCGGGACCUGGAGGCUGGAAGUAGCCGCUCGGCUGACUUCGACAAGGAAGACGAGGCAUCCUCCAGCCCUUUCUACAUCCACAGCACCAAGAAUGCGUCUAUUGAGCGUCUGCGCCGCUGGAGGCAAGCAGCACUUGUGCUGAACGCUUCUCGUCGAUUCCGGUACACUUUGGACUUGAAAAAAGAAGAAGAGAAUAAGCAUACUUUGAGGAAGAUUAGAGCACAUGCACAGGCCAUACGUGCGGCGUAUCUUUUCAAAGAAGCUGGGGAACGUAUUAAUGAUAUCGCAAAAUUUCCUCCAACACCUGAUGGCGAUUUUGCAAUUGGUCAAGACCAACUUUCUACACUGACGAGGGAUCAUAAACUUAAUACCUUACAACAAUAUGGGGGGGUUAAGGGGCUAUCGGAUAUGUUAAAAACAGAUAUAAACAAAGGGAUUUCUGGGGAUGAUACUGAUUUACAGAAGAGGAAAAUUGUGUUUGGAUCAAAUACUUAUCCUCGAAAGAAAGGGAAGAAUUUUUUGACAUUUGUUUGGGAAGCUUGCCAAGACCUUACUCUUAUCAUAUUGAUGAUAGCUGCGGCAGCUUCUUUGGGAUUGGGCAUAAAGACAGAGGGCAUCAAGGAAGGAUGGUACGAUGGAGGAAGCAUUGCUUUUGCAGUUCUUCUUGUCGUUGUGGUGACAGCUAUAAGCGAUUAUAAACAAUCUCUUCAGUUCCAAAAUCUAAAUGAGGAGAAGAGAAAUAUCCGUUUAGAGGUUGUUAGAGGCGGUAGAAGAGUAGAAAUUUCAAUAUAUGAUAUUGUGGUCGGUGAUGUUGUUCCUCUCAACAUCGGUGAUCAGGUCCCUGCAGAUGGUGUUGUAGUUUCUGGUCAUUCUCUUGCAAUUGAUGAAUCUAGCAUGACGGGAGAGAGCAAGAUUAUUCACAAAGAUUCCAAAGAUCCAUUUCUGAUGUCUGGAUGCAAAGUAGCAGAUGGUAGCGGAACUAUGCUGGUAACUAGUGUUGGUAUUAAUACUGAAUGGGGAUUGCUUAUGGCUAGUAUUGCUGAAGAUACGGGAGAAGAAACUCCUUUGCAGGUACGCUUAAAUGGGGUUGCAACUUUUAUUGGCAUUGUUGGUCUCACGGUUGCAUUUGCUGUUUUGAUUGUCCUUCUAGCCAGAUACUUUACUGGCCAUACGAAGAAUUCAGAUGGAAGAAUUCAGUUUAUUCGUGGCAAGACAAAAGUUGGUCAAGCCAUUGACGAGACCAUUAAAAUUAUCACUGUUGCUGUCACAAUUGUUGUAGUUGCAGUGCCAGAGGGGCUCCCUCUAGCCGUUACUUUAACCCUUGCCUACUCAAUGAGAAAAAUGAUGGCAGAUAAGGCUUUGGUGCGGAGGCUUUCUGCCUGUGAAACCAUGGGCUGUGCAACUACUAUUUGCAGUGACAAGACUGGAACCCUAACUCUGAAUCAGAUGACGGUGGUAGAAGCUUGUGUUGGUGGGAAAAAGGUUGAAUCUCCAGACAGCAGGUCGGAGUUAUCUCCCCUGCUUACAUCUUUGCUCAUUGAAGGCAUUGCACAGAAUACAACUGGCAGUGUAUUUGUCCCUGAGGGUGGAGGAGAAGCAGAGGUUUCUGGAUCUCCAACAGAGAAAGCAAUUCUAACGUGGGCAGUCAAGCUUGGGAUGCAUUUUGGCGCUGUUAGAUCAGAAUCUACUAUUAUCCACGUCUUCCCGUUCAACUCUGAGAAAAAGAGAGGCGGUGUGGCUCUGGAAUUGCCCGACAGUCAAGUCCAUAUACACUGGAAGGGGGCUGCAGAAAUUGUCUUAGCUUCAUGUACUAAGUACAUAAAUGAAAAGAACCAAAUGUUGGUGAUGGAUGACAACAAGGUGAAUUAUUUUAAGAAAGCUAUUGAAGAUAUGGCUGCUAGUAGUUUGCGUUGUGUUGCCAUUGCAUAUAGACCAUGCGAGAGGAGCGAAAUUCCAGUUGAUGAAGAGCAGCGCUCUCAGUGGAAAUUGCCCGAAGAUGAUCUUAUUUUGCUGGCUAUUGUUGGUAUUAAGGAUCCAUGUAGGCCUGGAGUCAAAGAAUCAGUGCGACUAUGUCAAAAUGCUGGUGUGAAGGUGCGUAUGGUCACUGGUGACAAUAUCCAGACUGCUAAAGCAAUUGCUUUGGAAUGUGGGAUACUUGGUUCAGAUGAAGAUGCUGUGGAGCCCAAUAUCAUUGAAGGAAGAGCGUUUCGUGCUCUAUCAGAUGAACAAAGAGAGGAGAUUUCUGAGAAGAUAUCGGUGAUGGGACGAUCUUCACCUAAUGACAAGCUUUUGCUUGUGCAAGCAUUGAAAAAGAGGGGGAAUGUUGUGGCUGUAACUGGUGAUGGCACUAAUGAUGCUCCAGCAUUAAAUCAGGCUGAUAUAGGUCUUGCUAUGGGUAUUCAAGGGACAGAAGUUGCUAAAGAAAGCUCAGAUAUUAUUAUAUUGGAUGAUAAUUUUGCCUCAGUUGUGAAGGUUGUUAGAUGGGGCCGAUCUGUAUACGCAAAUAUUCAGAAGUUCAUACAGUUUCAGCUUACAGUUAAUGUUGCUGCUCUUGUUAUAAAUGUUGUGGCUGCAGUUUCUUCUGGCAAUGUUCCACUAAAUGCAGUGCAGCUUCUCUGGGUUAAUCUUAUUAUGGAUACCCUUGGAGCACUAGCUUUGGCCACUGAACCACCAACAGAUCACCUUAUGCUUAGGCGCCCGGUUGGUCGAAGGGAACCUCUUAUAACGAAUAUCAUGUGGAGGAACUUGUUGAUACAGGCUCUCUAUCAAGUGUCUGUAUUACUCGUCCUCCAUUUCCGGGGCAGGAGUAUACUGAACUUGGAGCAUGACAACGUUGCACAUGCCAAUAAAGUGAAGAAUACAUUGAUAUUCAACGCUUUUGUCUUCUGCCAGGUGUUUAAUGAGUUUAAUGCUAGAAAGCCAGACGAGAUAAAUAUUUUUAAAGGGCUUACUAAAAACUAUCUUUUUAUUGGAAUAGUGGGGUCCACUGCUGUUCUUCAGGUCAUCAUCAUUUUCUUUCUUGGGAAAUUUACUUCUACAGUUAGACUGAAUUGGCAACAAUGGCUCAUUUCGAUUGUUAUUGCUGUUAUCAGUUGGCCUCUUGCUGUCGUUGGAAAGCUGAUACCUGUCCCCGAAACUCCAUUGCAUGAGUUCUUCACAAGAUAUCGUCGAAAGAGAAGUCCUGAGAGUUAGUCUACCAAAGGCAGAAAAGAUGUCUUGCAGUAGUAAACAUCAGUUUGUCUUUUGUAAGUUUGCUGAGUGUGUUUUUCAGACGUAGUUUUUUAGCUUCUCAACUUUAUACAACAGAAUUGCAGGGAGUUCAAUAUAACUUCAUCUACUUUAUACAACAGAAUUGCAAGGAGUUUUUAUAUAACUUCAGGUACAUCUUUAGAUGCCCAAUACUAACAAGAUGACCAAGAGAAGUGGCCUCUUUGUUAAGCCAUCUAGCCCAUCGUUUUUUUUUGGUGGUGGUGUUAAGGUUUUGAUGCAUUUCUUUUGUUGAUAUGCUGUUAGAAUCAGACUAAUGAAUUCAUAUGGGAGGAAGGACUCAUCUUAUGUACAAAGUUGGAAGUUGAAACCAAUGAAUUGGUGAUACUUUA
Messenger RNA from Tripterygium wilfordii, 3991 nucleotides. RefSeq names its product calcium-transporting ATPase 10, plasma membrane-type-like. Gene Ontology annotation, molecular function: ATP binding; P-type calcium transporter activity; calmodulin binding. The transcript has 36 exons. Gene Ontology annotation, cellular component: membrane; intracellular membrane-bounded organelle. The coding region runs from base 354 to 3584 and encodes 1076 amino acids. Lineage: Eukaryota; Viridiplantae; Streptophyta; Magnoliopsida; Celastrales; Celastraceae. The record is from RefSeq and is a predicted model, not a curated record. Gene Ontology annotation, biological process: calcium ion transmembrane transport.